AUGUGGUGGUCGUUGAAUAUAUCACUCUUCAUCAUAUUCGUGGUUUCUGGAUCCUAUUCGUCAGGUGUUGCAAUACAUGAAUUACUGGAACAGUAUCUUGAUGUUACAUGUCAACGAGAAAGGAUCAGUGUGCAGUUGACAUUUAACCGGAAAAGGCAUCCAGAAAUGACAAAAUCAAUUCGUGAAAUGAUUUGGCGUGGUAGGUUGUGUAUUGGUGAUGAUAAAUCUGGCUCAUGCUGUUCACAACUUAAUAUGAUACAAGAUUAUCACAUAGUAUUAGUUGGUUAUAGUAAAUGCGGUAUAGAGAAGACAUUCUUUGCUGGUGGCUUCAAUUUUAUUGCUAAGGUUCAUUUCUGGGGUAUUGGUAAUGUGAACGAGCAGUUUGAGAUUCAAUGUGCGGUACCAUUCGUAGAAUCUCAUGUUAAGGCAAAAAUGGUAACAUCUGGUAAACCGAUCCGGAUAUCAUCGGUAGAUUUUACCAAUACUCAUCAUUCAUCAUCAUUAGCUCAAGCAAAACCGGUAUCUAUACGGUUAGGCAGUAAUUUGUAUGUUGCUAUUGAACCAACAUUCGAGGGAAUGCAAGAAAGAUUACACACAUAUCCGUUACGUUGUUGGAUUACCAUUCCUACAGUUAUUGAUACUACUACUACUGCUACUACUACUACUACUACUACUACUACUACUACUACUACUGCUACUGCUACUACUACUACUACUACUGCUACUACUGCUACUGUUACUGCUUCUUCUUCUAGCAAACAAUUAGCAAAUUCUGUAGAAUUAGCUCGUAGAUAUUUUAUUGAAAAUGGAUGUCCAUCUACUGAUGACAAUUCAGUGUUAGCAUUUUUAGAGCAAAAAACGGGUACUGGUCAUUAUGUGGAAUGGACUAAAAUAAAGAUACCGAUUACUCGUAAUUUAGUUAAUCCUUCAUUAUUAAAUGAAUCAGUAGUGGUCGAUGAAUCUAUUGAAUACGGGCGCAUUUCGCUUCAUUGCGAUGUAAUUUUCUGUACGGCUCAUAAGUUAAAUGGCUUUCAAAAUACUCCUACGUGUCCACGAGCAUCAUUUUGUUCAUCAAUAUCCAAUGAAAGACAAAAUCUACUAAAUUGGAUUGAGCCUUAUCUACAACAAGCAGUAACAGUCACUUCAAGUUCUACAAUUCGUAUUCUUUUGGCAAAUGCUAGUGAAUCUAUAUCAGAUAAUGAUGAUGCAUUAAUUUCUGAUGAAUUUGUCGCUGAAAGUGACGAUAAUCUUAUCAAUGUUGCAUAUGAUUCAAAAUGUGCAAGAGUAUGUGCUGUAGCAGUUGAAAAAGCAUUAAGAAAGGAAGAAGAAUGUCAUUUAGAUGGUAUACCAUUAUAUGUUGUCAUUAUAAUUGCUAUUAUAUCAUUUGCUUUUGGUAUUGCAUUUGUGGCUACUUUAUGGCUUAUUCAUAAUAAAACAGAUCCAUUACGAAAGAUUCGAUGCGCAGAUCGGAACAGACGUGGUAUGCCAUUAAAUGCAAUUUAUCGGGAUUCAGUUAUACGGCCAUUAAAUAAUGCCAAUGCAUUUAUGACAACGUGUAGUGCGACAAUACCGGAACGAGAACGACUGGUCUGUGACCGACCUCAAUAACUGUCACGUUAUAAAA
Molecule: messenger RNA, 1624 nt
Organism: Loa loa (African eye worm)
Lineage: Eukaryota; Metazoa; Nematoda; Chromadorea; Rhabditida; Onchocercidae
Exons: 13
Coding region: 1-1608 (535 amino acids)
Source: RefSeq, a predicted model, not a curated record